AUGAAGAGCUUAAUUGACCUUGGUUUUAUCUCUAUAUCUGUAACUGAUUCCUCAAAGCAAUCAACUUCCUCUGCUUCUGUCGAUGGCGUUCCUGAUAAAGAGAAUACUUCGCCCCCUGCUCUAUUUUCUUCUGAUCUUCGUUCACUUGGAUUCAUUUUUCCGGUGUCUACUACUCAAGACAAUGAUUCGCGUCGACCUAACCUUGCUGAUUCCAACUUCAUUGUCCACAAAGAAGUUAGUUACGAUGAUAUUCCUGUGGGUAACUCUAUCAUCCCGAAUAACGCCCCUGGAAUGAGUUUCGAUGUUGUGUUGCCUCCUAUUUCUCUCAUCGACAUGAAUGCUGUUUUCAAGGAAAAUUUCUAUGAAGAUGCCUUUCGCGACCACAUCGAAGGCGUUCCCAAUUGUCUAUUUGGUGAGGUCUUUCUUCUUUCGGGAAGUGGUCGUAAAUUGGACGAAGGCGCGCUACGCUGUUUAAUCAUUUCUUUUGGUGGAACUGUUACCACUGCCUUCUCUCAAAAUGUAAACUAUGUCGUCGCUGGUGACGCGUUUGGUAUCUUCAAUGAAAAACGGGCUGAAGCGUAUGGAAUCGCUGUCAUCGACGAAGAUAUUGUUUUCACCCUUAUUAGAUCUUCACCCCUAGGAUCGAAUAUGUCCCCGGAAUCUGGAUCGAGAUCCUGUGAAAUUGGCUCAGUUAUAAGCACUUCUCCGCAAAUUUCGCCCAAUCGUGAUAACGAUGGAAAACGGAACGAACAAAAGAUCAAUGCUGACAUCUCCAAAACUGAUUCGAACGCGGGUUCAAAUAACAAGUUGGCGUCUGCUCAUAUCUCCUCGUCUGCCAGAUCAGUUGAUUCUGGUUCAGAAGAACCUCCUUAUUUAAUUGGCAACCUAGAAGAUGAUACUGUGGUAAUCAACCAACCUUAUCGGCCCGCUAGUCCUACUCUUGGUUCAUCAUCUAAUUCUGCAUAUGUCAACGAAGGCACUCGUUCUCCAAUUAAUUCAGUGUCAGUCGAUAAAGCUGAAGCUUCGGAUGUGUCUGUUCUUGGUAACUGCACUGCUACCCAUUCGAGAAAUUUUGUCAGUCUAGAAGAUGAUACUAUCGUCCUCAAACAAUCGCUUCGUCUUGCAAGUCCUACACCUGGUGCAACCUCCGAUUCAGCUUCUGUCAAGGAGGACCCUCGUUUUCAAAACGCUACUGCUUCUAUCGAAAAAGCUGAAGGUUCGGAUGUGUAUGGUCCAAAAAACUACCAUUCUACUGAUUCGAGAAAUCUCGUUUGUCUAGACGAAGAUACUGUCGUUUUCGAGCAAUCGCCACGGCCUACAAGUCCUACUCUCAACGAUGACCUCCGUUCUCCAGUUUCGUUAGAGUCUAACGAAAAAGCUGAAGGUUCAGAAGCGCCAGGUCUGGAAAAUUGCGCUGCUAUUGAUUCGACUACAACUCAUGCUUCCCCCGCUCUUGCCGACAUUUCUAAUGUUUCCGCGGCUGCCCCCUGCACGAGUUCACUCCCGGAAAAUAAAAUGUUGAAUCAUCCAUGGCAUAGUAUUGGUCUUGCAAGGAAUCCUGGCUCUCGGAUUAUUCCUCAGGGCAAACGAAAAUGUCUAGCUGGAUUCACUUUUGUUCUGACUGGAGACGGCGAUAGCAUGAAUCGACCUCAACUCACUUCAUUGAUAACUUCCCAUGGCGGCACCGUUUCUUCUUUCUUAUCUCUAAGUACUCAUUAUUUGGUUGCUGGGCUCAAUCCUGGAAAAUGUAAAUUGGAGAAGGCUAAGCGUUUAAAAGUCAGUAUUAUUGACGAGGCUGCUCUUUUUCACCUUAUACGAUCCUCCCCGUCUUUUUCCGAACGAUUUGAUGCCGACAAUUCUUUCCAUUCAAACUCUAGCAUGCAAUUGGAAGCUCCGCCUAAAUCCUGCGAUCCGGACCAUCACGCUGUUCUUUACGUCGACAAAUAUAAACCAACUCGUAUAAAAGAUAUAAUUGGGCAAAAUCAUUCGUCUUCGAACGCUGCUAAAUUGCUCGCCUGGCUCAAAAACUGGAAGUCAAGCCUCGAGGAAGGAACAAAGAACCGCGGAAAAUCGAAAUUUCAACCUGUUGUUUCUGGCAAUCAUUUACGCGGUGCUCUUCUACUUGGUCCUCCUGGUAUUGGUAAGACUUCCACUGCACACGUUGUUGCGGCUGAAGCUGGUUUUCACGUUAUCGAAUUUAAUGCUAGCUCGAUGAACGAUCAGUAUAUAUUGAUCAUGGAUGAAGUAGACGGCAUUUGCGGAUGUGAAGACCGUGGUGGCCUUGCUGAGUUUACUAGUCUUGUAAAACUCACCGAUAUUCCCAUAAUUGCUAUUGCGAAUAAUUGCUCCGCUCCUAAAUUCAAAAGUCUUCGGAGUUAUAUGUACGAACUACACUUCCCAGCAUUAAAUUCGACACAGAUUUUUGGUCGUUUAAGGAAAAUUACUUAUGUGGAGAAGUUGUCAAUACCCGAUGAAUGCCUUCGCGCAAUAAUACUUCGUUGCCAGUUUGAUGUUCGUCAAUGUAUCAAUACAAUAAAUAUGCUUGCCUGGGACAAUAAAGAUUCGCAACCUGUUUCUGAAUCGAUGUUCCAUGCAAGUUUGAAAGACAAGAAACCCCAUUUAUUUGAAGCUUCGACGCGUUAUUUGGAAGGGAACAUUUUCAAUGCGACGGAUUCUCUCGACGACAAGCUCGCUGAAAUGGACAGAUUAUAUGAUUGUUAUCCUGAUCUCAUGUUGAACAUGGUGUUUGAAAACUACGGAAGGGUCGUUCCCGAACAGCGUUUCUCCAAUCAGGAAAAAUUAUCUCUCGCCGCAAACUCCCUUUCUUCAUGCGACAUAAUGGAAACAUUGAUGACGAAACGCCAUCGCUACGAUUUACGCGAUACCCUAUCCACACUCUCUCGUCUUCCCGGAUGCUAUAUCGAUGGUUCUAUCGAUCGUUCGCUUAUGAAAUUUCCUUCUGCCUUGAAAAAUAGUUCUUCCUAUAUGAAAAACGGGAGGACUGCGACAUUACUUUCGUCCCACGCUCGGUCAAGUUGGUAUUAUUCUCGCUCUGAUAUCGCCUGUUAUUUUGGACCGAGCUUCAAAGAUCUCUACUGUCAGUUUUUGUUAAAUGCGUCUACAAAGCUUUUAACGGUCGAUGAAGCAGUGAAAAAUAUUGCUCAAUUGAUGAAUGGACACAGUUUGGCGAAGAGUGACAUCGAUAAUGUCAUCGAACUUACCCGUUGGCCGAAUAAAAAGCAUCCUCUCUGUGAUCUACCAAGGGCAAUCAAGACCGCCGCAACCAAAAAACUGAAUUCAUCACUUGUUCUUACUCCCUUUUCCCUCGCACAAGCAGAUGAUUCGAAGGAGGUUGAUUUGAGCGAUUCCAGUGACCAUUGUGGGCCCUCUAAAGACGGUAAAUCUACCGUUUCUUCGUUCACCAAUACCCAAUCUAACCCCCAGAAAAAGAAGACCUGUUAA
Oikopleura dioica is the source of this 3462-nucleotide messenger RNA. The record is from the annotation of a GenBank genome assembly. Lineage: Eukaryota; Metazoa; Chordata; Appendicularia; Copelata; Oikopleuridae.